GCCGUCUCUUGAUCAAUACGGGCAUGCGCUGAGUGAUCAGCUUCUUUGAAGUCAGUAUGGGGGUAGAUCAUAGGAAAGCCGCCGUGUUCGGUGGUGCUCUGGCCCUGCGACUUCUUCUCUCAGUACUAUUUCCCUCACUCCCCGACUUGUUGACGGGUAGAGUCGAGGUAUCAACACCGGUGACCAGCUUCAAGAGACUUCAAGAAGGUCUUUUCCUGUACAUGCGCAAUGUUUCCCCCUAUGACGGAGGCGUCUUCCACCAGGCACCGCUACUUCUUCCUCUAUUUUCCCUCCUACCGAACGCGCAAUCCCAUCCUCUUCCUACUGCGUUAUUCUAUGCGAUGAUAGACCUGGUGAAUGCAAAUGCUCUGGUUACGAUCUCGGAGUCUGGACAGGCGGUAUCGGGGAGAUUCUAUUCGGCAUUGCGAAAGCAUAUCAGGUGGGAUGGAGUGUCUAUUGCGGCAUGGUUCCUGUUCAAUCCCUUCACCAUCGCUACCUGCUUGGGCCGGUCGACCGGGGUGUUCACUACGACUGGAAUCCUAUACGCCUUUUCAAGCGCUGUCACCGGAAACAGUCUGAAUGCAAUGCUGUCUCUGGGGCUUGCAUCGUAUCUAUCGAUAUACCCAGCACUUCUCCUCAUCCCGCUUGUUCUUCUAUGCUACGACCAGCGAGUCCAGAAGACUAAGGUUUCCUCCGGUACCAUACCGUUCGCUCUACAACACUUCGCAAUCUUCCUUGCAUGCAUUCUGGGACUGCUUGGCAUAUCCACCUUGUUGAUUGGCGACUUUGACACCUUCAUCUCUGCGACAUAUGGCUUCCAGUUGCUCGUGCCUGACCUGACCCCCAACGUUGGCCUAUGGUGGUACUUCUUCAUCGAAAUCUUCGACUCCUUCCGGGAGUUCUUCCUUGGGGUGUUCUGGCUUCACUUGGCUGCGUACAUGGGCGGCCUUACUGUGCGACUGCGCCGGCAACCUUUGUUUGUGCUGACGUCCCUUUUGGGCAUCUUUGCCAUUUUCAAACCGUAUCCCAGCAUUUCCGACGCAUCCUUAUACUUCGCCCUGCUCCCACUCUACCGCCACCUCUUCCCUCUGAUGCGAUACACCUUUUUCGCAAUCUCCGCCCUCCUCUACGCCACUCUCUUAGGACCCGCAUUCUACCAUCUCUGGAUCUACGCCGGCUCCGGAAACGCCAACUUCUUCUACGCCAUCACUCUUGUAUGGAGUCUCGGUCUAUCGAUAUUACUAGCCGACACCAUCUUCGCCGCCCUCCGCGACGAAUGGGAACACGACAACCCCGAGUUGCGCGGCAAAGAAGUGCGACAAGUUUAA
Messenger RNA from Aspergillus costaricaensis CBS 115574, 1328 nucleotides. Its product is annotated as GPI-anchor transamidase subunit GAB1. Gene Ontology annotation, biological process: attachment of GPI anchor to protein; protein localization to cell surface. Gene Ontology annotation, cellular component: GPI-anchor transamidase complex; membrane. The coding region runs from base 57 to 1328 and encodes 423 amino acids. Lineage: Eukaryota; Fungi; Ascomycota; Eurotiomycetes; Eurotiales; Aspergillaceae. The transcript is spliced from 5 exons. The record is from RefSeq and is a predicted model, not a curated record.